Messenger RNA from Lactuca virosa, 354 nucleotides. NCBI's taxonomy places the organism in Eukaryota, Viridiplantae, Streptophyta, Magnoliopsida, Asterales, Asteraceae. The record is from the annotation of a GenBank genome assembly.
AUGUUGUCGUCUUCAAGCAGUAACGCGUGGCUGUGCGGAUGUGGACGUCCGGUUAGAAUGUGGAUGACAUGGACGCUAAAGAAUCCUGGAAGGAGGUUCCUUGGUUGCACAAACUACAAUGAUGAAUACAUAAAUUGUGGUUUUUUUUGUUGGAUUGACCCACAACUGCCGAACAAGUGGUAUAGAGAGAAGAUAUACGAGUUGAGAGCUCAAGGCAAUCGUAAAGAUGUCAUUUUAGAUGCCUCCCCUCCCCCCCCCCCCCCCCCCCCCGACGCUCCUGUCAAUUUUCAUGUCAAUGAAACCCCGAAUCAAGUUGUUAUUCAAGAUACCAAUGAACAUGGUAAUGGCCUUUGA